Messenger RNA from Diachasmimorpha longicaudata, 4452 nucleotides. RefSeq lists its product as uncharacterized. NCBI's taxonomy places the organism in Eukaryota, Metazoa, Arthropoda, Insecta, Hymenoptera, Braconidae. The transcript is spliced from 8 exons. The coding region runs from base 1 to 4452 and encodes 1483 amino acids. Gene Ontology annotation, molecular function: zinc ion binding; nucleic acid binding. The record is from RefSeq and is a predicted model, not a curated record. Gene Ontology annotation, biological process: DNA integration.
AUGACCUCACUUGUCAGAAUUAUUUCAGUACCCUUACAAAUUCAGAAGUGGUAUGGUAAUCCAAUGAUUAAGAAACUAAUAGAAGAAACCAAUAUGACGAAAAACGCAAGUGAUUUUACAGUGGCUGAACUCAAGGGGGUUUUGAGGAGGAAAAAUCUGACGUUAUCAGGGACAAAAGCAGAACUGUUUGCUCGACUUCUAGAUGCAGAUCCAGAAGAAAAGUGGAUACAGGAAGUAUCAAGAGCUGAACAAGCAACAAAUGAGGAAAUAGGAAGGCAAGAUGCAGAACAGGUGGGACUGGACGCAGACCUCCUAGAUGCCGAGACGUGGCAACGAGACAGGAUGACGAGGGAUACGUCCAGAAUUGUCGUACAAGAAGGGAGACAAGGAACCUCCAAUGAUGAUGAGUGUUUGCAACGAGAACUCGAAUUUAUGAGAAGAGAAAGACAGCUCUUGAUUGACAGAGUGAACUUGCUAGAACGAGAGAAAGAGUUGAUGAGGCGUGAGGCACAAUUAGGGUUCCCACAACAGAAUGUUCCUCACAACAAUCACUUGAAAACGACUUUAAAGACAGUAAGUUACUCACUACCAGAAUUUAGUGAGGGCACUGAUUUCCUAGAAUGGGAAAAAGAAGUGUUAUACAUAGUGAGAGUGUUCCAUUUGGAAGAGCAGAUGGCACAAUUACUUGUGACGACUAAAUUGACAGGAAGAGCUAAGGCAUGGUUCCAUUCAAAGGCAGAGCAUCGGGAUUUGUCUCUGGCGGAAUUAUUAAGUACAAUGAAGAAAUUUUUUGAUCAUCGACUAACUCGUUUGAAGAGAAAACGAGACUUUGAAAAUAGAAAGUGGCAACACAAUGAGACUUUUGACGAUUAUCUCCAUGAUAAGACAAUUUUGGCGAACCGAGUUCCAGUGGAGGAUGAAGAAGAAAUCAUGCAAUACGUCAUGGAAGGAAUCCCAGAGCGGGGAUUGCGGAAUCAAGCCCGUAUGUUGAGGUUGGCUUCGAAGGAAGACUUAUUAACGGCGUUUAAGGGAAUCACAUUACAAACCGACCCACGGGGCGGGCCUAGAGGAAUAGGUAGCCUCAGUGGUAGUUCGGGUUUGGUGAGGACAGAGAAGCAAGACUUUAAGUUGCAUAAAACCGAAGUGAAAAGUGAAAAAAAUGGGGUCAAAGUCAGUGGACAUAAGGAAUCAGAAGGAGCGUGCUACAUAUGCUUCAAGAUAGGACAUCUGGCAGUGGAGUGUCCAGACAACUGGAAAAAUAGGAAAGUCAAGGAAGAAGCACAAGUGAAGCCAUCGCAGGUGACGAACAUCUACGACGAGCCAGCUGAUAAGGAGGAAUUCCGUGAGAUCGUUAUUUUUGAAAUUUUAGGAAGUAAUGGGCGGAAAAUACUAAAUUUAGAUAGACAAUUAGACACGGGGAGUCCCAUUAGUAUUAUUAAACAGCGGUUUGUGGAUGAAGAAUCAAUCCUUCCGGUUGAUUCCCAGAAUUUGAGGUACACAGGGGUUAAUAAGUCACCCAUUGAGAUUUUGGGGAAAGUCAUUGUAAGACUUACCCUGUUUGAUCAGGUAAAAGAGGACGUGGUAUUGUUCGUCGUGAAAGAGGGGACUAUUAGGGUCUCAGCCUUAUUGGGAAGGGAUAUUUUGGUUAAAAAUUUUAAGUUAACUUUGAUACCCUCGAUAGAAAAUAAAGAAAUGUCUGAACUAUUAAAUAUUAAUGUAGAUUAUUCGCAGAAUGUGCGUGACGAACUAAAAAUAAAUGAAAAUCUCGAUAUGAAGGAAGCAUUAGGAUUAAAAAGUUUGUUUAUGCAAGAGUAUGUAACUCCAGAAAGGCCACUUGAACCUAAAAUUAAGCAUGAAUUAAAAUUAAGGCUAAAAGAGAAUAAACCGUUUCACUCGACUCCUCGGCGUUUAGCAUAUGAUGAUAAAAUAAAAUUGAAGGGAAUAUUAGAGGGAUUAAUAGAAAAGGGGUAUAUCAGGCCAAGUGAUUCGGAAUUUGCAUGUCCAAUCGUAUUAGUCCGAAAAAAGAAUGGAGAGAUUAGGAUGUGCCCGGAUUAUAGACCUCUAAAUGAGAUGUUGGUACGCGAUAAUUACCCAUUACCAUUGAUUGAAGACCAACUUGAUGCAUUGGUGAACAAAAGCUAUUUCUCUCUGUUGGAUUUGAAAGACGGGUAUUAUCACGUUGGAGUCGCAGAGGAUUCGGUUAAGCUCACGUCAUUUGUGACGCCGUUGGGUCAGUUUGAAUGUUUACGUAUGCCCUUCGGUAUAAAAACAGCGCCAGCCACAUUUCAGCGUUACAUAAACACAAUUUUUCAAGAAGAGAUUAAGGCGGGUAAUGUAGUGAUUUCUAUGGAUGAUAUUUUGAUUGCUACGGAACCAUUAAGUGAACAAUUCGAGUUUCAGUUAAAGGCAUUCAGCCAACAAAGAGCGGCAUUGAGGCCGUUGAGAAUUUUCCGAUUCCUCGAACAGUGCGAGAGGUUCAGAGUUUUUUGGGGCUUUGUUCUCUCUUCAGAAAAUUUAUUGUCAUUUUCGACAAUUGCUAGGCCUUUGUAUAAUUUAGUCAAAAAGAAUAUCGAAUUUAAGUUUGAAAUGGAAGAAUUAGAGGCUUUUAAGACGUUAAAAUCUAGAUUGAUAUGUUUCCCCAUUCUUGCACUUUACAGUCCAAAAGAUGAGACUGAACUCCACUGUGACGCAAGUUCGAAAGGGUUUGGCGCGGCCCUGAUGCAAAAGAAGGCUGAUGGAAAUUUCCACCCAGUCUUUUUCCUGUCAAAAUUAACCACAGACACGGAAAGUAGCUAUCACAGUUUCGAGUUAGAGACGUUAGCCAUUAUUUACGCGUUACGUAAAUUCCGGAUUUAUUUACAGGGAUUGAAGUUUAAAAUAGUGACGGACUGUGACUCAUUAAGGAUGACCCUUAGUAAAAAAGAAUUAAACCCACAUAUUGCAAGAUGGGCUUUAGAAUUAAUGACUAAUGAUUAUUCGAUCGAGCAUAGACCGGGGAUCAGAAUGCGACACGUUGAUGCAUUGAGUCGCAAAAGUGCAGUUAUUAUGGACCCUUCUAUUGUUGAGAUUAGGGACGGGCUAGAGUGUCGUGAACACAAAUUUUAUGAGCUGCGAAAUGGAUUGGUCUACAGAAAGAAGAAUGAAAAGCUAUUGUUCUAUGUGCCCCAGCAGAUGGAAGCCAAUGUUAUUUUUAAGUACCACGAUGAAAUGGGGAACAUGGCCAAAGAAAAAACAUGCGGUGCUCACAUUAAAAAUUGUUUAAAAUGUAUAUCGUUCUCGCCAAGCUCAGGAAAAUGCGAAGGUUACUUGCAUAUCGUUCCUAAGGGGAAUGUUCCCUUCGCAACGAUUCACGUGGACCAUGUGGGUCCCAUUGAUAGAAAUCGACUAAUUAAACAAAACGUGUUAGGUGUUGUUGACGGUUUUACCAAAUUUGUGAAAUUGUACGCCACUAAAUCAACCUCGAGUAAAGAAGCCAUUGUUUGUUUGAGAGAGUAUUUUCAAAACUAUAGUAGACCCAAUGUUUUAGUGUCAGAUCGUGGAACAUGCUUCACUUCAGGUGAAUUUGAAGAAUUUUUCCAAGCGCAACAUAUUAAGCAUAUUAAAAUAACUACCGGGUCACCCCAGGCUAAUGGACAAGUAGAAAGAGUUAACCGUGUAAUUGUCCCAAUGUUAGCAAAAUUAAGUGACAACGAAAAUGGAAAGUAUUGGUAUAAAGUAAUUAGUGACGUAGAGUUUGCUAUAAAUAACACUAUAAAUAAGUCAACUGGCCAGACCCCCAGUAAGUUAUUGUUUGGAAUUAAUCAGACAGGGAAUGUAUUCGAUGAUCUGAAAGAAUACUUAAAAAGCAUGGGAACUGAAGAUGAUCAAUGUGAUCUAGAAGUAGUGCGGGAUAAAGCUGCCGGCCAAAUAACAAAAUCCCAAGAGUAUAAUAAGAUGUAUGUUGAUAGGAAGAGCAGAACCGCAAACGAAUAUGAGAAAGGUGACUUAAUUAUGCUGCCGAAUUUUAAGAAUACAUCGGAUGUCUCAAAAAAAUUAGUCCCUCAAUUCAAAGGUCCAUACGUUAUCCAUAAGAAAUUAAGAAAUGACCGCUAUAUGAUAGUUGACCCAGAAGGUAUUCAGAAUUCCCAGAAACCUUAUCAGGGAGUUUCGGAAGCGAAAAAUAAGCGGCCCUGGAAGGAUAUGUCUGUUGACGAUGAUGGCAGUGAGGCAUCAAAAGUUUUGGAGAGAGAUGACUGUAUUAAUUUAAGUUUCGUUCAGAGGAAUGCACCAGUUGUGUAUUUCACUUUAUGUGUAGAUGAAUGGAAGUAUUGUUUUCAGGACUGGUCACAUGUCAUCUGUGACGUUGUAGAUUUUGGGCCAGAGGCUGUAUCUGAGAGAACAGUUAGUUGGGUACUGACCGAGAACCCUUAUAUUUUAUUUAGCAAAAUAGACAGUGUUUAUAAGUACAUUUAG